Molecule: messenger RNA, 3307 nt
Organism: Salarias fasciatus (jewelled blenny)
Lineage: Eukaryota; Metazoa; Chordata; Actinopteri; Blenniiformes; Blenniidae
Gene: tmem8b
Product: transmembrane protein 8B
Exons: 13
Coding region: 115-2526 (803 amino acids)
Cellular component (GO): membrane
Source: RefSeq, a predicted model, not a curated record
CAGCUGGUCGUUGGCAAAUAUCUGAAAAAAUGUAGACCAGCACAGAGACCGACAGCCACUGCAGCCGGGCUGGAGCGCCCCUUCCUCCGAACACCGAUCCUCCGCGUUCAAACGAUGUGGCAGCCGGGGCGUGCGGGCUCAGGGUGCAGCCCUCCCAGGCUCCUCUUGCUUGUUUACACCUCUCUCAGCGCUGUUGGAGAUUGCCUUUUUGUGACUGAAUACUUCACCCGCACGCCUCGUAAGCUCAACGCUUUCAACUCCUUCGCCAGUGUGGAACUGUUCCACUUCAAUGUGCCUGACGACACCAUGAUGGCCGUAUGGAACCUCAUCACCUUCAAGGAGCAAGGGGGCACGUUCGGAGACAGCUGCCCCAACCGCAACGUGACUGUGUACUUCAGGUCCGGGGCUCCUCCAGUGAUCAACCCCCUGUACACCCGCUUCCCCCGGGACACGGUUGUCCCGGGUUCCUUCGCCGUGACUCUGACCUGGACUCUCCCAAACCGUACGACGGGAGCGUUCAACGUAACCAGCCCGCUCCCCGGGGACUGGUUCCUCGCAGCGCAUUUACCCAAGGAUGAAGGCAAGAUCUCAGUCAAGGGCCUCUCUGAGGAAUGCCAGUAUCUGUUCCAGCCUCAGCUCAUCGUCCAGAAGCUGAUCGGGAUUUCUGUGCUGUAUCCGGGAUACUUCAUUGACCAGAUGAUUCCGGUCCACAACAGAUCUGCACUUUACAAAGUCUUCAUUCCCAAUUAUAUAUCGAAGGUGAAGGUUCAGCUGGUGAACUGCAGCACCAAGAACAAGAGCAGCGACAGUUGUCCCGUGGUGCUGAAGAUAAGAGCGCGGGCGCCGCCGGUGCACAACUCGAGUGCCCUCGACUGCAGGGAGUGGAACCCCUGUGAAUUAGUCACGCUGGUGCCGGCCUGGGAGCAGUGGUACUACAUCCUGGUGGAGAGAUACCUCAGCAACUCUGACGUCUACUUCCGAAUCGGGGUGCAGGUCACAGAUUGUUCCAAACCCACUUUGUCGAAGGACCAAGCGCAGCCCAGCUCCUCCAUGAACAUGCCCCAGUCCUUUGGCACGGCGAUGGGUUUUUCCCUGUCCGACACGCUCCUGAUGGCGUCCCUGCCCGGCCUGUCCCAGAACACCAGCCACCUGCACACCUCGGAGGACAGCAUCGUCUAUCUCGCCCCCACCGCCGACCCCAACAAGUGCUGGCCCAUCCGCCCCACGCUGCGCAAUGAGCUUGAUACCUUCUCCGUGCACUUCUACGUCUUCUUCGGUCCGAAUAUAUCGAUCCCGCCGGACCGGGCCGCGGUGUUCGCCAUCAACCUGAUGCCGGUUUUGGACAGCGGAGGAGUCCUCAACAUGGAGCUGAAACUCAACAUUUCGACGCUGAAAGGAGCGAAUGUCACGGUGUUCGGCUGCCUGAACCACGGGAUGCCUCUCUUCUUACGUGAAAACUCAUCGCUGAAAUGCGAGUCAGAAUCUGUGGCCGGAUUUUUCCUUUCUGUGAACGCUUCCGCCAACAUCACCAAGCUGAGGAUUCCCUACCCACAAACAGGCACCUGGUACCUCAGUCUGCGUUCUCUGUGCGCCACAGAACACGGGUUUGAAGCGUGCAGUAAUAUCACUGCAGAGGUGUACAUGCGCUCCUACCUGACUCCAUGCAUCAACGACUGUGGGACGUACGGACAGUGCAAACUCCUCCGCACCAACAACUACCUUUACGCUGCAUGUGAAUGCAAAGCAGGGUGGGAUGGCUGGGGAUGCACAGACAACUCAGAGGCCUACUCCUACAGUUUCCAGCUGCUCUCCACCCUGCUGCUCUGCCUCAGUAAUCUGAUGUUUGUCCCACCCGUUGCCAUCGCCAUUCGAAGCCACUACCUCCUGGAGGCCUCGGUCUACAUCUUCACCAUGUUUUUCUCCACCUUCUAUCAUGCCUGUGACCAGCCGGGUAUUGUGGUUUUCUGCAUCAUGGAGUACGAUGUUCUCCAGUUUUGUGAUUUCCUUGGGUCACUGAUGUCAGUGUGGGUCACUGUCAUCGCUAUGGCCCGGCUAAAAUCCAUCAUAAAACAGGUGCUGUAUCUGCUCGGGGCGAUGUCUCUGUCCAUGGCUCUGCAGUUGGACCGUCACGGUCUGUGGAACCUGCUGGGACCCAGCCUGUUUGCUCUGGGCAUCAUGGCCGUGGCCUGGACGGUGCGCACCAUCCGCCGCCGCCGCUGCUACCCGCCCACCUGGAAGCGCUGGGUGUUCUUCCUCUUCCCGGGCACCAUGAUCGCCACGUCGGCCGUGGCGCUCUACGCCUUCGUGGAGACGGAGGAGAACUACUUUUACAUUCACAGCAUCUGGCACAUGCUGAUCGCGGGCAGCGUGGGCUUCCUCCUGCCGCCGCGCGCCAAGCCCGACGCCAAGGUGACCCCGCUGAAGCGCCGGCGGGGCUGCGGCUAUCAGCUGUGCGUGAACGAGCACGAGGAGCUGGGCCUGGUGGACCCGGCCAUCAUCUCAAUCAACAGCAUCUGUACCAGCUGAUAGACUCCCCGCUCCCAGCCUUUUACCUUACAGACACUUACAUUGCCUUCUUUUACUUGGGAAAUUCACACAUGGGAAAUGAAGCCACAGAACUUGAAAUAGCAAUGUAAAUACUUUAAUGCCGAUGUGACACACUGGAGUUUUUUUUUUUUUUCUGUUGAUAUUGUCAUGGUAAUUACUAUCAAUACAAAUGUAAUUAUAAUUAUUAUCUCUAGUUAAAGUUCAGAUGAAUUGUGGGUGUACAGUGUCACACUGUCGUUUGUGAAUAUGUAUUUAAAGUCAAAGCUGAAACACUGCUGCUAUCUGACGGUGACUGUAAAACUGCUUCUGUUGGUUAUUUAUUGGUGGUCUUUGUAAACAGGCCCGUUAUUUUACCGUAGGGGCACAGGUCAGGGGAAGGGGCACACGGGUGGACACUUACCAAGGGCACGGCUUUUCUGAAAUUCUUUUGGAAUAUAUCUUUUGCACUGAGACACAAAAAUGUUAUUCUGUACAUUUUUAUAUGGAUAUAUAAACUACAGUGGCAUCACAAAUGUAAAAGUUAGUCGUCAUGUGGAAUGUUAGACCGUCUUUUUUGCGAAUCGCAAUGUAUCGCUUUUACACGAAUGUGCUGGUUGCUCCCGGGAGCGGAGCAACUCCAAAGUCCGGCCGCCUGUCGAAAGAGACGAGGGGAGGCAGGAUUACUUCAGAGACCUCAAACCAAGACCUCACCUCUUUGUUCUUUUCUGACAGGAUCUGUGUGACACCACAUUCAUGAACAAUAAAUGUUUUCUUUCUUUGC